This is a messenger RNA of Mercurialis annua (annual mercury), 463 nucleotides long. RefSeq names its product UPF0057 membrane protein At4g30660-like. Bases 116 to 346 code for a protein of 76 amino acids. Lineage: Eukaryota; Viridiplantae; Streptophyta; Magnoliopsida; Malpighiales; Euphorbiaceae. Gene Ontology annotation, cellular component: membrane. The record is from RefSeq and is a predicted model, not a curated record. The transcript is spliced from 2 exons.
AUUCACAAACAAAAUAAAAACCCAACUCUUUCUCUAUCCAUCAAUAAAAUCUUGAACUUGAUCAUUUUCUUCUUCAUUAAGAAUCCCUCAAACUUUCUCCAAAAACAACAUAAAAAUGCCAAGCAAGUGCGCCAUCUUCUGCGAAAUCCUUAUAGCAAUUUUGCUUCCUCCUCUAGGCGUUUGCCUUAGGCAUGGCUGUUGCACUGUAGAGUUCUGGAUUUGUGUGCUAUUAACUAUUCUGGGUUAUAUACCAGGAAUAAUCUAUGCUUUGUACGCCAUCGUUUUCGUCAAUCGUGAGGAGUUCUUUGAUGAGUAUAGGCGUCCUCUUUAUGCUGCUUACGACUAGUGUGAGCUAGUAAUUAUAUCUUGUUGUUAAUUACUAAGCUUGUAUCUUACUUUUGUAUUAAAUUAUCAGAUCUUGUUUUUCAACCCACUCUUAAUAACAUUGAAAUUUGCCGCUUAA